UGCUUCAACAGCGGCAACUCGAAAGCGGGAUGGCCGUCGACGAAUGCAGCUGAGAUGUUGCCACCGAGUCCAUCACAUGUACGAGGAGCUGAAUACGUGAAGAUUCCUCAUGAGCGAGAUCAAUUGCAACCAGGAUUUAGGAAGCGAGACGCCUAUAUAACCUUCGAUCGCUGGCACGAAAGAACAUCACCACCAACUCAGAGAUCUCCCUUGGAUUCACCCCGAGCGAGAAAUCAAUCCCUCCUCUCAUACCUUCCAAUUUCUUCACGAGAAUCCCGAAUCUCCAACCGCAACAAUGUCUACACUCCUCGCCCCGUACCAGAAUGCCAUGCGCCUCGGCCAAGGAUUCAACUCCUACACGCAGCAGAUCUGCGUGGACAAUGCGGUCAAAGUGACCGACCGCAAGACCGGCAACACGAUCACAGACCUAGCCGAGACCGGCACGGUGAAGAACCGCUCCAACUCUCAGAUCGUGACGUAUAACUCUCGGCACGUCGACAAGCUGUCCGACGUGUCGGACUCGAUGAACAUCAGUGGCAGCUUGGCGAUCAAGUACGGAACGAUCCAGGGCUCGGGCUCCGGCGCGUUCGUCGACACCAACAAGUUCCGCGAGAGCGAUAUGAACUUCCUGCUGCAGGUCAAGGUCAUCAACCAGACGCAGAUCCUCGAGGAGUCGUAUGAAUACCAGAAGCUGGCAAAUGUCUCGAAGGAGAAGUUUACAGAGGUCUUUGGCGACUGUUUCAUCUCCGGCUUUCUGGAGGGCGGAGAGUUCAAUGCCCUCAUCAGCAUCAAGGUCCUCGAUAAAUCAAAACUGAGGGAUAUCAAGGCUGCAGCAUCACUCGCGCUGAGUGUCGGGGGUGUCGGAAUCGAGGCCAGCGGCUCGGUCGGCAUCAAGAGUUCGGAGAUCGCCCAGCACACGGAGACGACCGUGAGCGUCAGCUGGUCCGGCGGCGGUGUUCUGAAGAGGCCCGAGGAGGUGUGGAACAUCUCUACCGUGACAGCUGCGGCCUCGAAGUUUGCGGACCUGGUUGCGCAGACCCCUCAGCGCACCAGUGCAAUCCUCACACGGUACACGAGUCUUCGCUCGUUCGUCAUCGACCAGAAGGAUCUCUCCCCCCUGAACUACGAUAAUGCGGGUGUCUACACCGCCGAUCUGCUCGACGCGUACAUGGACUACAAGCUCCACUGGAAGAACAUCAAUAUCAUGCUCGACGAAUCCGCCCUAUACAUCAAGAACCCGGAGCCAGUCUACCUCCCCGCGGACCUCACCACCGACGAGAAGACCGAUGUGACCCUUUACGAGCCGAACGCCUUUUCACUCACUCGCGCACGCACCUUCUGCCGGCAGCAGAUGAUCCGGAUCGUGACCGAAGUCGACGUAGUCGCUAAGGACCCCACCACCGCGUGCAAGGAUAGCAAGGCGCCGUACCAGAGCCCGGACAUCUUCCGCGCGCGGCUACCAGUGCUCCGGAAGAUCGAGCCGACCACUGUCCCGGCAGCAGCGGUGGAGGAGGGAAAGUCCCUGCAGAACCGCAGGAGGUCCGCGUUCGCCGCGCUCAGGUUGGAUGGGUAUAAGCAGACGCAUCUGUACUAUGUCGAUACGGCGGGGAAUAUUAGGUACUCGGUGUGCAACAUCGAGGCGGGAACGCAGGCCGGCGUGUGGAAAGAUGGCGGCAUCGUCGAGGAGGCGAAGAAUGUUGCGGCGAAUACGCCCAUUGCCGCUGCGGCGACGUUUGGUAGCGGGAAGAAGGUUGGUUCACAGUUCUCCUCCCCUUCCCUUCCCUGGGUGUGUAGGCACGUACGUGCGUGCUAACUUCUCCCUUCCCAGCCGCGCGUCAUCUUCUUCAACACGCUGUGGCAGCUGCGCGAGCGCACGAUGGACGACAAGGGCGUGUGGACGGACGGCAUGGCGAUUCCCGCGAAGCUGAAGUUCGAGCCGGCGCCGUACUCGCAGCUCGGCUACGCUACUAGCACUGCCAGAGGAGGCCUCGGAUGGGUCUUCUACCAAGGAAAGGACAACAGGAUCGUUGAAUGCUGGUACGAUGUGGCAAAUAUGGCUUUCCACGAUGAUGGCGCCGGCCGCGAUAAGUACCUCCCUGCGGCACCCGGAACAGCCAUCGGCGCCGCCACGGCAAUCCAUUGCAGCAUCAACUACCAGCUAGAUAAUGGGCAGCACACGCAAUUCUGGUGGAACCCUAUCGACAACCUGUGGAACAUCGGUGUGUAC
Messenger RNA from Tricharina praecox, 2227 nucleotides. RefSeq lists its product as uncharacterized. The record is from RefSeq and is a predicted model, not a curated record. The coding region runs from base 296 to 1813 and encodes 505 amino acids. The transcript has 4 exons. NCBI's taxonomy places the organism in Eukaryota, Fungi, Ascomycota, Pezizomycetes, Pezizales, Pyronemataceae.